UCAUCUUCAACAUUUCUUCGUUACUGCUGGUUUUCCUCCUCGCCACCUUCGGCCUCGCAUGCUUCGCGUGAAGUAGUGUGUUAAAAGAGUCGCUAAAGAAGCUUCUUCACCUCCUUCGUCGACGUCGGAUCGGAAGUCAAGACGGGAGCUCUCUCUCUGCGAAGAUUAUCCCUUUCGCGCGCUUCUUCGGCCAAAUCCCGUAAAUCCGCCGAACUUCGGGAUUUAGUAAAUCCGGGCUUUACGGCAAAAAGAGGGAAACGGAUGAUCUAUUCCACCGUGAGAUUUACCGGGCGCUCAAAUCCGUUUGGCAGGAUUUAGAUCAGAGUCAGACCCGAUAUUGAACUAAGAAAUCGAGAAUUGAGAAGAGAGAAGAGAUGGGGAGAAUGGCUGUUGCUGCAAUCGUUAGCCUGUGGAUUGUUCCCGUCUCCCUAACAGUCAAUAGGAUCGUUCCAGAUCCCUACAUGGACGAAAUAUUCCAUAUACCUCAGGUGCAGCGUUAUUGCCGCGGGGACUUCAAAACCUGGGAUCCCAUGAUCACCACUCCACCUGGACUGUACUAUCUUUCACUUGCCUAUGUUGCUUCUUUGUUUCCAGGCAUGUGGUUUGCUAAGGGUAUCCAGUCACUUCCUGAACUUUGUUCCACUGCAUUUCUUCGAUCUACUAAUGCAGUCAUGGCGGUUGUGUGCAGUGUGCUUGUUUAUGAUUUGCUUAUCAGCUUAAGACCUUCGCUUGGUGAAAAGAAGGCAACAUUUUAUGCAGUUCUGAUAGCGCUGUACCCGCUUCACUGGUUCUUUACCUUCCUCUACUAUACGGAUGUUGCUUCACUAACAGCAGUUCUUGCAAUGUAUCUUGCUAGUCUGAAGAAACAGUUUUUGAUCAGUGCCAUGUUUGGGGCAAUCGCAACACUAUUUAGGCAAACAAAUGUGGUAUGGGUGGCGUUUGUUGCUGCCAGUGCAGCUAUAAGCUAUGUAGAAGACUUAUGCGAGAAGGAUCAUGUUAAUUUGAUGUAUAAGAAAUUGAAGAUUGAGAGAAAAGACGUUAUAUUUAACAAAAAUAGCAGCGCGGUUCCAACUUUAAGAAAGCGGAGGAUGGGCGCUUCAACGAAUUCCAGUCAAUUGACUAACUCCAAAGUGAUUCGUUUCCUUCCACUUUAUGAUUCAGGUUUGAUUAAUGAAAUCGUUGAGCUAGCCUUAAAGUUAUGGCGUUUAAAGUGGAAGGUUUUGGUUACCUUCUUCCCUUAUCUUCUAGUUUUGCUGGUGUUUGGAGCUCUUAUUGUCCUCAACGGAGGCAUUGUCCUUGGUGCAAAAGAAGCCCAUGUGGUUUCACCUCAUUUUCCCCAGUUUAUGUACUUUGGUCUAGCUGCGGCUGCGGCGUUAGCUCCUGCGCAUUUCACAUUAGGACAGGCUUCAACUUUAUGGCAAGCAGUAAGGAGAAACAAGAUUGGCAAUUUUAUCAACUUAUUGGCUUCUCUUGUUUUGUGCAUGAUUUUUGUGCAUUUUUUCAGUAUCGCUCAUCCUUACCUUCUUGCUGACAACCGGCACUACACCUUUUAUAUCUGGCGGAAACUCAUCCAAGCGCACCGGUCAAUGAAAUACCUUCUAGUUCCAGUUUAUUUAUAUUCCUGGUUUUCUGUAACCACUGCAUUAGGGAAGGCUCAGAAAAAAGUUUGGGUACUUUUGUUUUGCUUAGCCAAUGCCUUAGUUCUCAUCCCCACUCCUCUUAUUGAGUUCAGAUAUUACACCAUUCCAUUCUUUUUCUUGAUCUUAAAUUCUAAAAUCGAGGAAAAUAUAAAAUGGAUAGUAAUUGGAAUCUUGUACGCAUCUGUUAAUAUCAUCACAAUGUUAAUGUUUUUGUAUAGACCAUUUCAGUGGGAUCACCAACCUGGAAUCCAGAGGUUCAUAUGGUAGUUCACACCUUUCUUGGUUGCAUGGAGGAAUCUAUGAAGUGUUCGCAAUGUAUUAUUUUAAUAAAUUAUAGUCUUUUUUUUUUUAACUUUGGAUAUUAGGAAAUUGAGUGAGCUGUAAUGAACAAAGUAUUUUAUUUGAUGAUUGUAGGUUCAUGUGUGUUUUUA
This is a messenger RNA of Dendrobium catenatum, 2071 nucleotides long. Its product is annotated as dol-P-Glc:Glc(2)Man(9)GlcNAc(2)-PP-Dol alpha-1,2-glucosyltransferase. Gene Ontology annotation, biological process: protein N-linked glycosylation; dolichol-linked oligosaccharide biosynthetic process. Gene Ontology annotation, cellular component: endoplasmic reticulum. Gene Ontology annotation, molecular function: dolichyl pyrophosphate Glc2Man9GlcNAc2 alpha-1,2-glucosyltransferase activity. The record is from RefSeq and is a predicted model, not a curated record. Lineage: Eukaryota; Viridiplantae; Streptophyta; Magnoliopsida; Asparagales; Orchidaceae. The transcript is spliced from 9 exons. The coding region runs from base 375 to 1907 and encodes 510 amino acids.